UUACAUACACAUUCUUUGUGCCUAGCGCAGGGCAUAGCAAACACCGCUUUCAUAUCAUGAUACCGAAAACCACUCUUCACUUCAAUUUGGUUUUCAUUAUCUGUUCUCACGUGUAUUUCUGUGAUUCUCUUUCUAGAUUCUUUGUCUCUUAAUGUUGUGAUGUUCUCGCGUCUUCGUCAACCUUCCACCUUUUACCAUACUCAUUCAUUCGUCUCCACGAUUUGACUAACCGCGGACCCAGAAGUUUGAUUAGCUCUAAAACUUCAAAUUUCCCGUUUUAUUUUUGUUUCUGUUUUUGUAAUUUGGAUUUGGCGUUUUGAGGAUCAUGGGGUGGUACAGAGGGGGAAAGCUCGUUCAUGAUCUUUUUCGCAACUUGGCUUCAAGGGUUACGCCUCAAACUCCAGCUUUUCAGCGUAGUUCGAGAAUUUGCCAAUCUGGGUAUUUGGGUUCAGGUUCAAAAGGUGCUAGUUUUAAUGGGUUCUCCUCGUUUUGUUCAAUUUCUAAGAGACUAGGCGCUCGAGGCGUUGAUGGAGUUAACAAGAACCUUCGCAAUUCGUUUCUUUUUGGGGCUAAGAGAUUUUACUACGUGGAUCCUAACAAUGUGCAGCAUUUCAGGCCAAGAGGCCCAAGGCGUUGGUUUCAAAAUCCUAGGCAUGUUUUCAUUGUUGUCAUGGUUGGUUCUGGAGUUUUAGUCACUGUUUAUUUUGGGAACAUGGAAACAGUUCCUUACACCAAGCGAACCCAUUUGAUUCUGUUGUCGAAAGCAAUGGAGAGGAAGCUUGGGGAGAGCCAGUUUGAACAGAUGAAGGCUGGUUUUAAGGGCAAAAUAUUGCCUCCUAUACAUCCUGAUAGUGUGAGGGUGACAAUGAUUGCAAAGGAUAUAAUUGAUGCAUUGCAGAGAGGAUUGAGGAAGGAGCAGGUGUGGAGUGAUUUGGGGUAUGCAUCAGAGCAUUCUACGCUGAGUGAAGGACAUGGAAGGGAGACAUUGGAUGCAUUGGCUGCUGGGAGUGGUGACAAAAUUGAAGGGAAUUGGCACAAGGACGAUGAGAUUCUUGAUGACAAAUGGAUUCAGCAAAGCCGGAAAAAGGGUCAGGAGAAAGGUUCAGAGGCUGCUACAUCACAUUUGGAUGGAAUAAAUUGGGAAAUUUUGGUGGUAAAUGAGCCUGUAGUUAAUGCUUUCUGCUUACCUGGUGGGAAGAUAGUUGUGUUCACUGGUUUGCUUGAGCAUUUUAAAAGUGAUGCAGAGAUAGCAACAAUUAUUGGACAUGAGGUUGGGCAUGCUGUUGCAAGACACAGUGCAGAGGGUAUUACAAAGAACCUGUGGUUUGCUAUUCUACAGUUGAUACUUUAUCAAUUUGUGACACCUGAUAUAGUGAACACAAUGUCAUCCCUUUUCUUGCACCUACCUUUCUCCAGGCGGAUGGAAAUAGAAGCCGAUUACAUUGGGCUGCUGUUAAUUGCAUCAGCUGGCUAUGAUCCCCGGAUGGCACCUAAAGUUUAUGAGAAGCUGGGAAAGAUUACUGGUGAGUCUGCCCUUAGAGAUUAUCUCUCUACUCAUCCUUCCGGAAGAAAAAGAGCAGAAUUGUUGGCCCAAGCCAAGAUAAUGGAAGAAGCGUUUUCUAUAUAUAGAGACACAAUAGCAGGACGUGGAGUUCAAGGUUUUCUUUAGAACUGCACAACCACCCUUUUACCUGAUUCAAACUUCAAUGGAAGGUUUUUAUGUUCAAUAUAAACUUCAAUGGGAGAUUCAGCUUAGAUUAAACUAUACAGAGUUGCAAUCAAUUUCUCUAUUUGAUUGUGUGAGAA
This is a messenger RNA of Vigna angularis (adzuki bean), 1806 nucleotides long. RefSeq lists its product as uncharacterized. The record is from RefSeq and is a predicted model, not a curated record. NCBI's taxonomy places the organism in Eukaryota, Viridiplantae, Streptophyta, Magnoliopsida, Fabales, Fabaceae. The transcript has 3 exons. Gene Ontology annotation, molecular function: metalloendopeptidase activity. Gene Ontology annotation, cellular component: membrane. The coding region runs from base 326 to 1669 and encodes 447 amino acids.